AGUGAGCUGAUUAAGAAACUACAAGGGCGGAUUCCUUUGUGUCAAUCCAGAAUAGAUCAGUGCCUGAAAAGGAUUGAUGACUUGAAUGAACAAAUAACCAAGAAGAAAGCACAAAUUGCGGCAUUAAUGGAGAAGACACUAGAAUUUAGAUCCAAGAAGGAUGAUCUGAAGCACAAUAUUUCAUUGGCUACAAAAGAUAAGCUUGGUUUGGAAGAAGAUUAUGGACGCAAAAUCAAUUACAUUCAGAAACUAGAGAAACGACAAAAGCUGCUCGACAAACAAAUUCAUGAUACUCAAGAGCAACACAUUAGAAAUACUCAGGCAGAAGAGCUUGAGAUGCAGGAGAAAUUAAAACAGUUAGAAGAGGCGGUGGAUCAAGCUCAUGUAGUAUUUCAAAGAUUGAGGACUGAAGAAGAUGCUUUACAAGAAAAUGUUGCAAGAGCAAAAGAUGAAUUCAAUAAUGUUGUCUGUCAGAUUGAGGAAAAUGCAAAAAAACUCUCUGGUAUUCGUAGUCACAUUCGUGAGCUUCAACUUAAUCAAAGCAGCAAGGUUACAGCUUUUGGAGGUGGUAAAGUGAUUCGCCUUUUGGAGCUCAUAGAAAGAAGGUGUGAAAGGUUCCGGAGGCCCCCUAUUGGUCCAAUUGGUUCCCACGUGACCUUGGUUCAUGCAGAGAAGUGGGGACUUGCUGUAGAAAAUGCCAUUGGAAGACUUCUAAAUUCUUUUAUAGUUACAGACCUUAAAGAUUCUCUUGUUCUAAAGGCAUGUGCUAGGGACGCCAACUAUGACUACCUUCAGAUUAUUAUAUAUGACUUCUCCAUACCAAGGUUAAACAUUCCGGGCCACAUGCUUCCUGAUACUAACCAUCCGACUACGCUUUCUGUUUUGCACUGUGAUCAUCCAACCGUAAAUAAUGUCCUAAUUGAUAUGGGUAAUGCUGAGAGGCAAGUUCUUGUAAGAGACUAUGAAGCGGGUAAAAUGGUUGCUUUUGAGCAAGCAAUUUCAAAUUUGAAAGAAGUUUACACUUCGGAUGGAUAUAAAAUGUUUUCUCGAGGUUCUGUUCAAACAAUUCUUCCUCCAAUGAAGAAUGCUAGAAGUGGACGUCUUUGUGGCUCAUUUGACAGUGACAUAGAGAGUCUUGAAAAGGAUGCAUCUUAUUUCCAAGAUCUUGAUGAAAAAUCUAAGAGUGUGAAGAGGAAACUCGAGGAAGAGCUUAGAAGUCUUAACGAAAACAUGCAAAGUGUUAAGAGAAGGCGUAUUGAUGCUGAGCGAGACUUGCAGUCUAAGGAUUUCCGUUUGCAAGAUGCUAAGAAGUCAAAUUUUGCAGUAACUAGCACAACCAAUACGUCGAGUGAUGAACUUCUUCAAGAGGAAUCGAAAAUCAUUGAUGAGAUUCAAGAAGAGAGAAAGUUACUGGAACAAAUGCAACUGAGAGUAAAUGAAGCAGAAACCAAAAGAAAUCAUUUUAAGAUGUUGCUUGAAAAUAUUUGUGAGUCUGCAAAAGUGGACAUUGAUGCCUUGGAAAAUGCAGAAGGGGAGUUGAUGAAGAUAGAUAAGUAUCUAGAUGAUGCUAAAAUGAAGUACAACCAUUAUGAAAACCUCAUGCAAGUGAAAGUCUUAACAGAGCUCAAGGAAGUGGAGAAAGAAUAUCAGGAACUUGAGCAUAGCCGUAAGGAAAGCUACAAAAAAGCUUCUAUCAUAUGUUCCGAGACAGAUAUUGAAACUCUAGGAGGCUGCAAAGGAAAUACGCCAGAGCAACUCAGUGCACAACUAACGAGGCUGAGCAAUAGACUGCAACAAGAGAGUCGAAGACACUCAGAAUCUAUUGAUGAUCUGCGAACCUUGUAUGAGAACAAGGAGCGUAUGAUAUUUAAAAGGCAGCAAACUUAUAAAGCAUUUCGCGAGAAGCUUUCUGCAUGCCGUAAGGCACUAGAUCUGAGAUGGAGUAAGUUUCAAAGAAAUGCAAGUCUCCUUAAGCGUCAGCUGACUUGGCAGUUUAAUGGCCACCUAGGAAAGAAGGGGAUUAGUGGAAAAAUCAUAGUCAAUUACGAAAAGAAGACCCUUUCUGUCGAGGUUACAAUGCCUCAAGAUGCAUCAAGUAGCUCGGUUCAUGACACAAGGGGGCUUUCAGGAGGGGAACGCUCUUUCUCAACAUUGUGCUUUGCUCUUGCUCUUCAUGAAAUGAUUGAGUCCCCAUUUCGGGCAAUGGAUGAGUUUGAUGUAUUCAUGGAUGCCGUAAGCAGAAAAAUCAGCCUAGAUGCUCUUGUUGACUUUGCAUUGGCUCAAGGGUCUCAAUGGAUUUUCAUCACACCCCAUGAUAUCAGUAUGGUGAAGCAGGAUGAGAGGGUAAGGAAGCAACAAAUGACGGCCCCUCGUUAACUUGUACGGCCAAACCUGCAACAGCUUGGAGAAUCAUUCUUCAGAUUAUGGGUUACAAGAUUUACACUUACGAAAUUCAUUCAAGUUAUGCGGCAAGGAUUGAGAAUUACUGAAGCUAUGACACAAUUAGCAAAGAUAUUAUUCAGAGAUGGACCUAUCCAUUGGUGCCCCUUUCUUUGGAAAUUCUGCUUCUAAACUUGAAAGGCGUGGAAUGUAUCCCGCAUCAGGUAUGAAUAUCGGAUAAAAUAUAAGUUCUGAAAAUAUAUUUGAUUAGUACUUUUGUUAGUAUUGCAUUGGCAAUCUAUAUACCUUCAAUUCCUUGCACCGUCUCAAUUUCUGUGCCUACUCAUGGCAUUAUAAGUUCUCUU
This is a messenger RNA of Cuscuta campestris, 2744 nucleotides long. The record is from the annotation of a GenBank genome assembly. NCBI's taxonomy places the organism in Eukaryota, Viridiplantae, Streptophyta, Magnoliopsida, Solanales, Convolvulaceae.